CUGAAAUCUGUAAUUUUUUGAAAAAUAGAACAAAAAAUUAUCUUUUUGUUUUUUGUUCCUUUUAAACAUUUUAAAAAGUUAAAAUUUUGUUGAGAAAAUCUAAUUCAGCAAUACAUUACCGGUGAAUUAUGUCCAGAUUAUUCUUUUAGGAUCUCAACAAUUCUAAGUCAGUCUCAAACAGAUAAGGAUGCAAAAGAGACGUGAAAACCAAAAAUGGGUUUCUCAUAAUAAAGUACUAAUUGGAAGUGGAGAUGGAGUGAAUAAGAAACCUCAUGCUAGAAAUCCAAAUUUUGACAGUGAAGAAACUAAACUACUUAUUCAGUUAUGGGGGAAUAAAGAUGUGCAGCGUCAACUUAUAACGGUUCACAAGAAACAUCCCGUUAUUUCAAAAAUUGCAGAAAAAAUGAGAGUUUAUGGAUAUAAUCGAUCCACAGAAGAAAUUAACACUAGAAUUAAAAAUCUAAAGUGUUUAUACAAUAGGAUCAAAAAAGAUUUAGAUUCAGGCUUGCUAAACGAGCCUUCGUGGAAACAUUUUCAAAGUAUGGAUGAAAUACUUAGUAGACCGGUUUUUGGAAAUAGCUCCUCUAAUAAGCAUCCUUUAACUAACAAGAUUAUAAUUUCUCCCUCAAGUACGAGUACAAACCUUAAAUCCGAAGAUCAACAUCUAUCUUUAUAUCAUUUUAAAGAGGAAGAAAUGUCAGAUGACGAUGAAGAAGAAAGAAGUAGUAGUAUUGACUUAGAAGGAAACGAAUUAAGACCUGAAGACUUAUUAAGUGUAAUUGAAACUGAACAUGAACACAAUGUUCAAAUUAAGGAAGAACCAAUGGAUGAUAGUAUUACUAUAAUUAAAACUAAGACUAAUGAAAAACCUGAUGCAGAUUCUUCCACUGAUCUUUCAUUGCAAAAUGACGACGAGCAGAAACAAAUUAAUUCUACAUCUUUCGCUUUACAUCUAAACAAAACCAAUAGUAUAACGAAUUAUGCAAAUGAAGCUUUAAGCAUUACCUCAGUACAUGGAAACAAUGCUAUUGGACAAGAAACAACAUCAAAUUUAUCAAAUCAAUCGUCAAGUAAAAUAAGUUUAGUUCCAACACAGCUUUUGUUAAAAUCUCAAGGAACAUUAAGUGGUUUUAAAUCAACUUCACAUGUUGUUGUUCCUACUUCCGUAAAUAAUAAUCCUCAAACCCAAAGUUCAUCAACAGUUCCUAUGAAAGUUGUAUUUGUAAACACUUUGAAUAGUAAUCACAAUGCUCAACAGUCAAUAGCAAAGCACCAAAUUUCGCUCAAUAAGUCACUUGCACAACUUCAUGCUCAAGGUUCAAACUCAACAUUUAUUUCAAAUAAAUUAAUUCAAAGUACUAGUCAGCCGCAACAACAAUUAACAAGUAAUCAGCUACUUACGUCCAAUUCAACAACAUCUAUAUCAUCGUCGACUACAAAGACAAAUUCUAAUAAUAUCAAUACUCAUCAGAAUCACCAUCACCAAUCGACUGGGAAAUCAAACAAAUCUUUACUAGGAAAUAGUAAAUUACCUGGUAAUAUGCAAUUAAAAAAUCAUUUGAUUAUAAUAUUUUAUUUAAAAUCUUAUUUAUUUCAGUAAUUCGAAACUUACUUACGAAUAUAGUCGAUAUUGAAAACCAAAGGCUAGAUAUAGAAAAGCAACGUUUUGAAUAUGAAAAAAAAGUUGGAAAUGAAAUUUUGUCGCUAAUUCGAUCGUUUGUUCAACAUUUACCACAUGAAAAGAGUGAACAAAUGACUGAUAACGAAAGCAAAGAAUAAUUGCUUUUAAAUAUUUAUUACCAGAAUGGGAAAUUAAUUGAGGUAUCAAAUUGUAUUUUAGGUAAAUAUUCUUACUUUUUAUAAAAGUAUGACGAUACAGUUUUAAUUAUUUUAUUGUAAAUUUGUAUAAAGAUAUUAAAGAAAGAAAAAAUGUGACAAAUUCAAAGCAAACUAUUGUAUCGGGUAGAAACCUAAUGCGGAUAUAUUCACACCGUACCCUCAAAAGUUUUGUUAAUAGGCAAAGCUUUGCUCAGCAUGUAUUUGAAAGUGUAAGCAAUGUAAAUCCUCAGCUAUGUUGCUUUAUUUCCUCACAAAAUGCGAAAAACUGAAUUUUCAAUCUGAGCAAAAACAAAACAUUCACACGUGAAUACGGUGUGAAUAUAAAAAAAAAAUAGUCUGGAUUAAAAUGAUCUAGGAGCAUUUGAAGUAUUUGAAGUAGACAACAUAAUUAAUACACAUGUGAGGAAGAAAAUUCAAUAAAACUCCGCCAAAUUAUCAAUUAUACCAAAAAUUUAAAAUGUUUGUAAGAAUAAAUUAAAAUAAUAAAAAGUAGCAUAGGUGUAAAAUAAAC
This is a messenger RNA of Chironomus riparius, 2350 nucleotides long. Lineage: Eukaryota; Metazoa; Arthropoda; Insecta; Diptera; Chironomidae. The record is from the annotation of a GenBank genome assembly.